UUUAAUUAAAUGAUGAUAUGUAAAAACUGACCCAGUGCGCUUUCGCUAAGCGGGGAAAACACUAAGCACACUUAAAGCAUGGAGUCAUAUUUACUUUGAGAAAAAUCCCUAACUCUUAAUCUAUUUACUAUUAAACCACGCAAAUAUAAUUCUUGUUGAGAACGAGGACAUUAGGAAUUGGGCUUUUCAAAAAAAAAAAAAAAAAGAACACUAGGAAUUGGAGAAGAAUGGAAAAACAUCAUUGUCAGUGGGACCAUCUGCCAAUUAGACGAGUGGGGACAAGCAAACAUGGACCAGUAAUACUCUGCGCCUUCCUUCACCUUCUUCUCUUUAGUACCCUCCUUUGUUUCUUGUCUUUGCAUUUGCACUGAAUAAUGCCAGCUUUAGACUCUCCAAAGAUCUUGCAUCCCACAUUUCUCCAUUUCACGCAUUGUCUGCUCAACAUUUCACUAUGAAAUUUGGUUCUCAACAAAAUGAUUUGGCCUCCUCCCCUGGGCAAAGUUUAAAUGGAAGUUUCAGAAAGUUUACAUCUGGUUUUCUUCGAAAUGAUUUGGAUUCCCCUCCAGGGCAGAGCUUAGAUGGAAGUUUCAGAAAAUCCAGCUCUGUUAUCUCCAUCCAUAGUGUGUCUGGAAUUUCAUCUUCAAGCAAGUUCUUUCCAACUUCAAGAAGAGUCUACAAGGGACUGAAGGACUUUGGAAGGAAAUUUAUUGACCAGGAGUUAUUUAAACAGAGUCUUGAGGAUUGGGUUUGGGAGAACCCUUGUGUGGAUCAUGUUACAGGGGAGCAGUCUCUUUUUAAGUCCCCGUUUCUGAUUGAUGAAUUACGCAAGCUUGAUCUAGCAUUGGAAGGGGUUUUAUUUCAGCAACUGUGCCGUAUGCCAUGUUCUCAUUAUGCUCCUAAAGGUUUAAGGGAAGAUGAGUAUCUUGCUUUGGAAGACUUUCUUCAUGCUAUUGUAAAUGGCCUAUGGCGUACAUUUUGGCGUAAAAGUGGACCAUUGCCAUUCUUUUUGUCUUGUCUCCGUCAUCCUGGAUCUAAGUUUUAUGCUGUCGAAAAGGCAAUAUCAAGAGGAAGGUUAGAAGAGCUACGUGGUUUAGCUUUAAUAUCUAAAAGUGGGAAUGAUCUAAAAGUUCAUUGGGAUCAAGUAGUGGAGUUUGCCUUAUUUAGAAAAGAAAUACUGUCAGGAAGCGAGUUAAGAUUGUCUGCUAGCACCAUAUGCGAAGCCCUAUUUUAUGGUGUUCAUAUACUUAUUUCUAGGAGUUUGAGCAAGUACAGAACCGUUGGCACUGGUUCUGUUUUUAUUAUGGUUUUUGAUUCUAAAUUUGGUGCUGUGGUAAAACUUGGAGGUGAUCUUAGUAAACUUGAAUUGAAUACAGCUGAUCCAUACCAGUCCGUGGUCCAAUGGAUAAAAUGUCAUGCUGAAGUCCUUGUUUCAUCAGUGGACAGAAUAUGGAAUAAGCUUGGGAAUGCAAAUUGGGGAGACCUGGGGACUCUUCAAGUACUGUUAGCUACUUUCUAUUCCAUUAUCCAGUGGAAUGGACCACCAAGAAAGUCAAUAGCCUCAUUGGCCUCAGAUCAUAGCCUUCGUCUUCAGAAGCGUAGAAUAGAAUGCCGCCUAGCUGAGAAUGAAAAUGCUAUAGUACCUUACCAACUAGCUGGUUAUCAACAUGGAGAGAUUGUUGAACUUGAUCAUAGUGAUAAUCUCCUGGUAAAGAAUGCAUCACGCUUGAAACUUAAGCAGGGAGAGAUAUUGCUAUUGGAGGAUCAACAACAGGGCCAGAAAAGUUUCCAGAUACAAGAGUCCUUCAUAGGAGGCAAUGAUUUUCUCUACAGUGCUAUUUCUCUAGAUUAUCCCAUGCAGUUGUUAACUUUGUAUGUUGGUGCACAUCCAUCCAGACUUGAACCUUCUUGGGAGGAUAUGAGUCUGUGGUAUCAAGUACAAAGGCAAACGAAGGUGCUAAACAUAUUGAUGCAGCAAGGGAUUUCAAGCAAAUAUUUACCUGAAAUGAUUGCCUCUGGGCGAAUUUUGCAUUCUGGUCCUUGCAAAAAGGAGAGUCCAAGCGGACGAUGUGAUCAUCCUUGGUGCGGAACCCCAAUUCUUGUCACAUAUCCGGUUGGGGAACCACUUUCAUAUAUCGUUGCUAGGGAUGGUCCACUUUCCUCCGAUGAUGCAUUACGCUGCUGCCGAGACUGCCUAGCUGCUCUAAGAAGUGCAGCAACAGCCAAUGUCCAGCAUGGUGAUAUUUCCCCUGAAAACAUAAUCCGUGUUUUUGACAUGCAAGGUACAAGAAACAAAGUUUUGUAUAUCCCAAUUUCGUGGGGUCGUGCAGUUUUGGAAGACAGGGAUAGGCCAGCAAUAAAUUUGCAGUUCUCGUCCUCUCAUGCACUCCAGCAUGGGAAACUCUGUCCUGCAUCUGAUGCUGAGAGCCUUGUCUACCUCCUUUUCUUUGUUUGUGGGGGCACAAUGCAGCAACAGGAUUCUAUCGAAUCAGCUUUGCAAUGGAGGGAGAAAAGCUGGGCAACACGAUUAAUUCAGCAGUAUCUAGGUGAAGUUUCACCUUUACUAAAGGCAUUUGGUGAUUAUGUGGAUAACCUUUGUGGAACACCAUACCCAGUUGAUUAUGAUAUUUGGUUGAAAAGGCUUAACAGGGCUGUGGAUGGAUCUGGGUCAGCCGAUAGGGGAAAAAUGAUCGAAGAAGUUACCAUAACGUUGAGAUUGGAAGAUGUGGCUGAGUCUUCGGGGACCUCUGGAGGCGGUACUUAAUUUUCAUGCUGGAGGAUCGAGUUUUGAAGGAACCUUUUUGUUUUUGUAACUAUCGUUUUUCUUUAAGGUAACUAUCCUUGGUUGAGAUUCAAUUGUUUUAUUUUAUUUUUUAAAAAGCCUUAGUUCUCUCCUUUCUGUAUGCUGUGAUUGUUGCAAACGUGCUUGAUAAGGUGGCUCCCAUAUUCAUUAAAAAUGGAUGCCAUGAAAAUGUGGUUUACAUGCCAGUCAAUUUUCAAACAAGCGAUUGCAAUGUAAAAUGUCACUUCGGCAAAAGUUAUGUGCUCAGGAACAUUAAUUUAAACUGCAGAAACUUGAGAGCGAGAUAAAUUCAUUACUCUUAAGGGUGGAAAUGAUAAAUUCAUCACAACGAACUGUAUUUUAAAUAAUC
Durio zibethinus is the source of this 3149-nucleotide messenger RNA. The record is from RefSeq and is a predicted model, not a curated record. NCBI's taxonomy places the organism in Eukaryota, Viridiplantae, Streptophyta, Magnoliopsida, Malvales, Malvaceae.